Messenger RNA from Pygocentrus nattereri (red-bellied piranha), 2677 nucleotides. RefSeq names its product methyl-CpG binding domain protein 3a (gene mbd3a). The transcript is spliced from 7 exons. The record is from RefSeq and is a predicted model, not a curated record. Lineage: Eukaryota; Metazoa; Chordata; Actinopteri; Characiformes; Serrasalmidae. Gene Ontology annotation, molecular function: DNA binding. The coding region runs from base 161 to 1000 and encodes 279 amino acids.
CCAACUGUUCUUAAGAAUCGACCCCUAGUAUAAAGAGUGGAUAGGGGAGGUCAUGAGGUGAGAAGAGCGGCGUGCGAUAAAGAAGUGGGAUAGAGGCUGCAGCAUAUUCACAUUUAUUCAUUUUCGACGUAGUUCUGCGAGCCCUACUUCGGACAGAAGCAUGGAAAGGAAAAGGUGGGAGUGCUCGGCUCUCCCAAAUGGUUGGAAAAGGGAAGAAGUGACCAGAAAGUCGGGCUUGUCCGCGGGGAAAAGCGAUGUCUAUUAUUUUAGUCCUACAGGAAAGAAAUUUCGGAGUAAACCACAAUUGGCACGUUACCUGGGCAACUCUAUGGACCUGAGCUCCUUUGAUUUUCGUACAGGAAAAAUUAUUAUGAGCAAACUGAACAAGAACAGGCAUCGUCUGCGCUAUGACCACAGCGGUCAGACCAGGGGUAAGCCUGAUCUGAACACCUCUCUACCAGUGCGACAGACAGCCUCUAUCUUCAAACAGCCUGUUACCAAGGUCACAAACCAUCCCAACAACAAAGUGAAGUCAGACCCUCAGAAGGCUGUGGAUCAGCCAAGACAGCUGUUCUGGGAGAAGAAGCUUAGUGGACUGAAUGCAUAUGAUAUAGCUGAAGAGUUGAUGAAGACUAUGGAUCUUCCCAAAGGCCUACAAGUGUCCUCCACUGCAGGGGUUGGCCCAGGCUACACGGAUAAAACUCUGCUGUCUGCCAUUGCCAGUGCCCUGCACACCACCUCUGCCCCCAUCACAGGCCAGCUGUCUGCUGCAGUGGAGAAGAACCCUGGAGUUUGGCUCAACACCACACAGCCUCUCUGCAAGGCAUUCACAGUCACUGAUGAGGACAUCAGGAAGCAGGAAGACCUUGUGUACAGUGUGAGGAAGCGGCUGGAGGAGGCUCUAAUGGCAGACAUGUUAGCUCACGUAGAAGAGGCUGCCCUUGAUGCAGCGUCUGUGAAAGAGGAGGCCAGCGGCAAUGAAGAGACAGAGACUGUAUAGCCAUGUGAUGUUGAAGGGAGCAGUGUGGACCACAGAAUUCCCCUGCUGUGCAGAUAGACACACAACGUUAAAAAGGACCUGAUGGCUCAUGCUGUCCCUCGAUGUAAAAGUAAUAUUUUUUUUUCUGUCUUUUCUAUGUCUAUGUUUUUACAGUGCUCCUCUAAAUUAACUGAAACUUAAUGUUUUACAUAUGCAGUUCCUAGGAACAGUUUGUAAUUUUCAACUUUGCUAUAAUUAGUAGUAUUUUUACUUUCAGUUGCUGUGUAUUUUAAGUGCUUGUGUCUUGCCAUACUCCAAUUGUAUAUGUGAGAAUGGUGCUUUAUGUUCUCACAGAUGCAUAGUUUGCCAUUCGCUACAGGCAAUACAGUUUUUUAAGUGGCAGUUUUACAGGAGUUGUGUUGACAGUGCUUCUCUAGACAACACUAGAUGGGGAGUACAAGCAACCCUGCGGUCUGUUCUUCAUAUUCUCAAACUAAUAAUAUUGUUAGAGCUGUUGCAGGAGUUACAGUCUUAAAGUCCUACUUACAGUCCUGUCUGCUACAUCUGUAUUGUACUUUUGAUUAUCAUGGACAAUUUCACUGCAUUUCACUGUACUUAAAUAGCAUAACGAAAAACCUGUUAACACAAAUCACUUAUAAUAGAAGCCACUGGACAGUUUCCAAAAUGCAUAGAUGUUUAUGUGAGGAAAAUAAAUAUGUGGGAAACACUGAAGGACAUCUAUCUAUCCUAUCUAUCUAUCUUUGUGUGUGUAUAUAUACACGCACACAUACAUACAUGUAUACAUAUGUAUAUGAGUCAGUGGUUUCACCAUUAUCAUUACAGUGGAGGCUACACGUUACUUUUGUUAGUUUGCUGCUCAUUGAUUUGUCCAUAGGUCACACAUUAGCACUGUCCAGUAUAGUCUGAACAUACAGAAGGUGUGUUGUGUGUUUGUUUUUUGUUUUUUUUUUAAAAUCUGUAUUUGAACAAGAGGGCUACAAUCAUGGAUUUGAUCAUAGCAACAUACACAGGCAGCUGGGCUUCACCUUGCACUAUUGUGGAUGGUUUCAAGGGUUAAACUAGGAAAAUGUGUUGUGUUAAAUAUUUGUUGUUAAUUUAUUGCAUUAACAUGCUAUUAUUCUUUGACAGACAUUUUUUUGCAUAAACCCGUAUUUACAGAAUUUGCCGACUGUCCAGAGCCUUCCAUUAUAAGUGUGUUUUGAGUCAGGGUACGUGUGUGUGUGUGUGGUGUGUGUGUGUUUUUUUUUUUUUUUUUUUUUUUUUUUUUUUUUUUUUAAAGUACAGACAGUCUUGUCAAAACUACUGUCUGUUGUAAUCGAGUGUAUGCUAAAGGUUAUGCUGAAAAUGUUUUUUUUCUUUAACAGUUCCAACCUUAUUCUACUAUUUAUGUUGAAUUUUCUACCCCUCAGUGAAUUCUCAGAGCAUGUGACAGUGAAACACUGAAAUCCUUUAAAACAAAGGUUUUAAUAUUGGUGCUUACCUUUUUUCUGUACAUUAUGACUACAGGGCCAUGAUUGGCAGGUUUUUGUGUCAGGGAGUCAAGAAUUUAUAAAUUGUAGAGAAUUGUGAAAUGAAUGUUACAUUGGUCAUUCUGAAAGCCACAAGAAGCUGCCAUCAAUGUUUUUUUCUUUAUUUAAAAGCUCUCAGUGUCCAGCAAGUGAAAAAAAAAAAAAAAAA